Bursaphelenchus okinawaensis is the source of this 778-nucleotide messenger RNA. Lineage: Eukaryota; Metazoa; Nematoda; Chromadorea; Rhabditida; Aphelenchoididae. The record is from the annotation of a GenBank genome assembly.
AUGCUGCGAUACUGUCUAGUGAUGUUCCUCAUCCCCCUGAGCACUUCUGCCAUCAAAUGCUACUUCGAGAGCGAUCCCCUGACCUCAGUAGCCAAAGCCCUCGAGAAUGGCCCCACUGAUGCUAAAGAGUACGAAUGUCCAGCAGCUGACAAAUACUGUAUCUACUUCGAAGGGAACGUGGAGUUGAAAGGCGAGAACCAGACUUUCAGCGUGAAGUCAUGUCAAAGUGACAUCGCCUACUACCUGGGACCAAUCGGAGAGAAAAUCGGCCAGAAAAUUGAAGCCGAAUGCAAGGUAUGUUACGGUAAAAUGCUUUAAUACAGUGUUAUCUCUACUUGAUUACUCAUUUAAAAACUACCUCAAACUAUAGUAUCAAUACAUUUGCUGCUGAAUAGACAAAACAUAUCAUAACAUUAACAUACGAUCAUUACAGGAAGCUGGAGUAAAAAGAGACAAAAUUGGUCCUAUUUCGUACUACUUUAACUGCUGUACCGACCUUGACUGCAAAUUGGUAAGUCACCAAGGCUAAUCAUACACACUACUUUAAGUCUCACCCAAGUAUCAAAAAUCUACCCCAAGUUAAGUUUUUACCCCUCCCUAAAAACAACGCCCAAUACCAUAAGUUAACCUCCAAAAGCCACUAUCACCUAAAAAAUGAGUGAAACCCCUUAGUUACAUAACCUAUGUUAACUUUCAGAACUCAGCUAUGUCACUUUCCACGUCCGGGCUUACGUUGAUGACCUUAUGUAUGGCCGUUGCUGCCAAAUGGCUCUUCUAA